Molecule: messenger RNA, 4543 nt
Organism: Xyrauchen texanus (razorback sucker)
Lineage: Eukaryota; Metazoa; Chordata; Actinopteri; Cypriniformes; Catostomidae
Gene: wbp1
Product: WW domain binding protein 1
Exons: 5
Coding region: 309-920 (203 amino acids)
Source: RefSeq, a predicted model, not a curated record
AUCGCGUCUGUUGAACUGAAGCUUGAUACUCGUCGAGUUUGAAGAGAAAAUCGGAGAAAGAUGCCGCAGAAGAUGCUGCACUGUGUCGUGGGGCAACUCGCCUAUACCAUGACGUGUCUGGUUCAGCGAGGUCCUCGAAGUCAGCAACAACCUUCAUCAGCAUCACCUGUUGGACAGUUAAUGCGGAAUUUCUUCUCCUGACGUGGCUUCCAAAUUGAGUCCCUGACUUGCAGGGCCGCCAGAGGUUUCAGCUUGAGCACGGAAAGGAGUUUUGUUUUGGUGUGAACAAUGAACAGUACCGCUGUGAGAUGGGCUACUGUUGUGGAGAGACCGAGUGCUGCACCUACUAUUACGAGCUGUGGUGGUUCUGGUUGGUGUGGACGCUCAUCAUCAUGCUGAGCUGCUGCUGCGCGUACAGACACCGGCGUGUAAAGAUGCGUCUGCAGCAGGAGCAGAGACAGCGUGAGAUCAGUCUCAUGGCGUAUCAGGGUGCCUCCAGCUCCUUCAUCACUCCUCCACCUCUGAACCUGCGGUUCUGGAGCGACUGCAAGCUGCCCGACUAUGAGGAGGUUGUAGGUCACCCCCCGACCCCGCCUCCACCCUACUCUGAGAUGCCCCCAGAUGCCCUGCUCCCCAGUGGGCAAUCAGAGGAAGCGGUGGUUCUCGAGUCACCCGUGGAGGAGACAGCCCAUGAUUGGUCUGAUCGGGAUGUGGUGGCCGCCGUGGAGGAGUCCGACGAACUGAACACGCGGCGCCGACACGUGACUGGUGACUCGGGCAUUGAGGUGUGCGUGUGCCAACUGGACGUAGACGAGGAGGUGGGUCGUGUGUGCCAGGGACCAGGCAAUGCGUGCUGCUCCGGGCGACCGACACUCGUGGAUAAAGAACUGUCGCCUGAUGACACCAGCGCUGCAGACUGACUCGUGAUCUGAUUCUUGCAAUAAAUCCUGCGAAUAAUGGAGCACAAAGGUCAUAAACACAAAGAAGGGGAACUUGAUUUUUGAUAUUGAUCAACAGCUUGAGCUCAUAUUUCUGCCGUUUGUUUUUGUGGUGUUUUUCUGCCACACACUGAUGAAAUGAACUAGAGAGGAGUGUUUGUUUGUCACACAGCUGCACCAUGACAUCAUCCCCAGAGUGACGGUCACAUGUGCAGCUCGUCCCAGAGGAACGACACACGCACACAUUUCAGCAGGGUGUUAAAGAUGACAUCGGCAGCAGUUUAGAGGUUAUAAUGGGGGCAUGAAUUUGUAUGUACUCAGAGUGACCCGUGUAAUGUAUGAAUCUAUAAAAUCCCCAUGAGUCUCUGCUUUGAUAAACACGCAUGAUCAUUUCAUCACUAUCAUUAAAGGAACAGUGCAUACAAAGAUUAUCUUUCUCCCAUCAUUUACUCGCCCUUAUGAUGUCUCACUUGUAUGACUUCUUCUGCAGAACACAAAGAUAUUUAGAUAGUUCAUACAAUGUCAACCGAGCUCCAAAAAGCACAUGAAGGCAUCAUAAAGGUAAUCAAGUGGUUUAAUCCAUGUCUUCUGAUAAGAUACGGUUAGUUUUGGGUGAGAAAGGGCCUUUUUUACUAUAAAUCUUGACUUCUGCAGUCUCCUUGAUGAAAUCAUGAUUUGAAGCUUGAUAACACUUCCUCGUGCUUGACACAUGUGCAGAACACUGUACACGCUUCCGAAGAAAGGGAUUAAAUCACUGGAUUACUUUUGAUGCCUUGAAAGACCCCAUUGACAAAACCACCUCAUACUUCCAGAAAGAAAGUCAUAUGAGUUUGAGACAUCAGAAAGUUGAGUAAUUGAUGAGAAUUGUUCAUUUUUUGGGUGAAAUAUUGCUUUGUGUCUCUCGACGUGCUGCUGCAGUUGUACAGCUGAUUUGAAAGAUUUUAGUGGCCUUGUGUUUUACACUGUUCAUGUGAUCUGACUGAAAUGUGUGACACGUUUUGUUUCAGGAGCAGAGACGCUUUGAGUUUCAUGGAGAUGAGCGUCUCAGUGUCACAUCAAUCUAAUACUUCUCUUCUAGAUAAAACACUGAGUGGUGGCGUGUUUAAAUAAAUGUUAAAGCUGUGUGUGUGGGAAUAUUUGCCUUCUUGAGAUUGCCAGAUGGGCUCAUUCAAAGGUUUCUGCUGAUGCUCAGACCACAAUACCAGAUGAUCACAGGAUGCUUUUCAUGAAAACAAAAGAACAAGAAUGAUUGUUUUCAGCCCUUCCCUGUACACUGAGUGUGUGUCCUACAGGUUUAUACUGUAGAAUUGUGGAGUUUGUGUAGUGAUUCUUACAAAACCUGCCAAGAAAAUAUUUAACCCCAAAACAGCUUCAUAUGUACAGAAAUCAUAUGUUUAGGACCAUUGAGAUUUGUUGCACCAUUGACCACGCAAUUCUCAUUACUGAAAUGAAUCUGAUGUUUUACUUUUACAGUUCCCAUUGUUUUGAUUCUCAUUACAGUUAAAAGUUCACAUGAUUGAACUGGAAACAAAGUUUCUCAGUCAGGACUGCAAUGAGUUUCGCUGGAGGUGCUAGAAUAAUCCCAUGCUUCCCUCUUCCAAACAAACUGACUUCUAUCAUAUGUGCCAGUUUAAAUACCAGCUGUUUUAGCGCUCAAGCGCCGUCUAGUGAUGAGUAUGAUACACAAAUACAAGAGUAACAGCUAAGACUGUUCCAACCUGUUGCCACAAUUAUUCUUUUUUUAAUCAGUGAAAAAUGAAAAGCAUUAACAAGAGAGUGCUAUUAUAAUAUUGAAAUCCAUUUUAAAUGUGCACAACUGUCAUGAAAACCAUGUCACACUGAGCAAAAUCCUACAAUUUUGGUACUAAAAUAGGUCUCAUUAUCUAUUUGAAAACAUAAUUCAUUUCUUCUGUUUGUGGAGUAAAAUAUGACCAGGACAUUUUCAUAGUUCAUAGUUGCAUGAUGUUUGUAUAUCCGUGUAUGAACAUUAAUUUUAUUUCAUGUUUGAGGUUGAAAUGACAUGAACACAUUUACCAGCAUUAAAGAGCUUCAAACACACACACACACACACACAGAGAAGAUGUUUCAUGGUGUUUCACACGUGUCAUUAUUUCAGCAUCAUGAACGUCUCGUGUUUAUUUCCUGUGUGUUGCACUGAAUCGUGUCAUCUCUACAGAUUACUCACUGUUGUACUCCUGGAAUUUCUUUGACCCGUCCACAAUUUACACAAAGUUUACAGAUUCUGUGCCUUUCCCAGGGAAAAACUACACAAACCAACUGACUAGACUAUGCAAACAACAUCUGAUGUGUACCGCAGUACCGAUCUCGAUAUCUUGUGCCAUGUCUGCUCAUCUCAUUUUUGUGUAAAACUAGCAAACCGUUUAUUGCUAUUAUAGACAUUUAUUUCUUCAGUUUAGACUCAUUAAUGGUAUUUUUGAAGCCAUGAUGAUUUGUUUCAUGUUUGUUAUUUUCAGUACUAACUGAAUUAUUACUCGCUCAUAAACGCCUCAGUAUGUGUCACAUAAUAUCAAUAAAUGACCAGAUGUAAAAUGUGAGGAUUUGGACAUGAUUAUUUACGCUGGUUGAUGCAGUUUCUCUGAUACAUGAAGACGUUGAGCUUCUCAAAUGUGUUUAAUAAAUCAUAUUUAAUGUCACUCAUGUACACGUCUGUAAACCUGUUUUUACUCCAUGAUUUUUUAGGCUCAUCAUUGCUCUGCUAAUCUGUGUUUCAUUUACUCUGACAGUGGCUUUAUUUGGAUGAGGUGAUGAUGUGCUUGACUGAUUUCAGUGUGUGUGGCGAGACCAUUCAUAUGUUUGAUUUCCUGUGAUGCAGAAGGGAAGAUGCGAGCACUGAGAGGUGUUUUUUACUCCAUCCAUCCAUCCAUCUUCAACUGCUUAUCCGAAGUCGGGUCGCGGGGGCAGCUGCUCCAGCAGGGGGCCCCAAACUUCCCUAUCCCGAGCCACAUUAACCAGCUCUGACUGGGGGACCCCGAGGCGUUCCCAGGCCAGUUAGGAGAUGUAAUCUCUCCACCUAAUCCUGGGUCUUCCCCGAGGCCUCCCAGCUGGACGUGCCUGAAACACCUCCCUAGGGAGAUGUCCAAACCACCUCAACUGACUACUUUCGACGCAAAGGAGCAGCGGCUCUACUCCGAGCUCCUCACGGAUGACUGAGCUCCUCACCCUAUCUCUAAGGGAGAAGCCCGCCACCCUUCUGAGGAAGCCCAUUUCGGCCGCUUGUACGCGCGACCUAGUUCUUUCGGUCAUGACCCAGCCUUCAUGACCAUAGGUGAGGGUAGGAACAAAAAUUGACCGGUAGAUCAAGAGCUUUGCCUUCCGGCUCAGCUCUCUUUUCGUGACAACGGUGCGAUAGAGCGAGUGCAAUACCACCCCCGCUGCCCCGAUUCUCCAGCCAACCUCCCGCUCCAUUGUCCCCUCACUCGUGAACAAGACCCCGAGGUACUUGAACUCCUCCACUUGGGGCAAUACCUCCUUCCCUACCUGGAGUACGCACUCCAUCGGUUUUUACUGUCAGGUUUAUUUAGUGAGUUAUUUAGUGCUGUGUUACUCUAUAGUCAUUUGUAUUUUAUUUUUGUAAUAAAAAAUAA